Molecule: messenger RNA, 791 nt
Organism: Oncorhynchus gorbuscha (pink salmon)
Lineage: Eukaryota; Metazoa; Chordata; Actinopteri; Salmoniformes; Salmonidae
Product: hepcidin-like
Exons: 3
Coding region: 405-674 (89 amino acids)
Biological process (GO): defense response to bacterium; intracellular iron ion homeostasis
Cellular component (GO): extracellular region
Source: RefSeq, a predicted model, not a curated record
AUUACUUACAGUGGUGUGAUUGGCUGUGAUAUUUGUCAAUUGAUUUCUCCCACCGGUGUGGAAUCCAUUGUCAAAAUGGGUAAGUUGUUUUGAAUUUGUGGCUGUGUUACCUAGAGGAAAUCGGGUCAAGUGGAAUGUUUGAAAAACAGUGGCCAAAGUGUGUAUGAAUACCGGUGUACUGCAGUCUCAACACAAGACAGAGAAGUCCCUCAACCACCCACGGAUACCAAAAGGACCAUCAACUAACUUGGGGCUCAUCUAUUGCAUGUAAAAUCGCGCGUUGGAGAGCGUCUCUUUAUGGGAAAAUGUAAGAGUUCUGAUUUUGUUCAUAGGCUGUCAUAUCAAUUCCAACUGAUUUCAACAGGACUUUUAAAUAGGCUAUAAACUUCCUAACAAAACCAAAAAUGAAGGCCUUCAGUGUUGCAGUUGCAGUGGUACUCGUCCUUGCAUGUAUGUUCAUCCUUGAAAGCACCACUGUUCCUUUCUCCGAGUUAGUGCUAACGGAGGAGGUUGGAAGCAUUGACAGUCCAGUUGGGGAACAUCAACAGCCGGGCGGCGAGUCCAUGUGUCUGCCGGAGCAUUUCAGGUUCAAGCGUCAGAGCCACCUCUCCCUGUGCCGUUGGUGCUGCAACUGCUGUCACAACAAGGGCUGUGGCUUCUGCUGCAAAUUCUGAGGACCUGCCUGCAAUAAAACCAUCUUAUUAACUUAUUGCCUUUAAUUUCCCCCUAUUCUUCUACAUUUCCUUUGGACUCUGUGGAGGAGAUGCUAUCUCAUUGGUGUCUUUCUCACU